AAGAAAACGCGUUUCUGCAUUCGCCAACGAAACAAUUACGCUAACUAUAUCCCAAAAUAAGCGUUAUGUUUCUGUUUCUGGGUUUCCGAAUCGCACCCAUUUUCCAUUCUCAAAUUUUCUCGUGUUUCGCUUUGAAUCGAUAAGUUAACAAAAAGCAUAAGAUUGAGAUUGGGGCAAAAAAUGUUAUUCAAGUGUUUGGGAGCUCAAAGGGCAAGAAGAUUCCAGAGAGCUCUCAGCCAUUGCAAGGUUACCAUCCUCUGCCUCGUCCUCACCAUUGUUGUCCUGCGCGGCACCAUCGGCGCCGGCAAGUUCGGCACGCCGGAGCAGGAUCUCAUCGACAUUCGCAACCACUUCCACUCACGCAAGCUACCCGAGCCUCAUCGCAUUCUUGGUGAGCUUCAUUCUACGACGUCGUCUUCGUCUUCGUCUUCCUCUUCCUCUUCCUCUGGUUCUGAUAGUUCCACUUCCACCACCAAUUACAACGCCUUCGAUAUCAACACCAUAUUGGUCGAUGAAGAAGAAGAAGAAGGGGACAACGAGAAACGCAACCAAGAUGAGCCUUAUCGUCUCGGACCUAAAAUCUCGAAUUGGAAUGAACAGAGAUCGAGGUGGCUUCGUGAAAACCCCAAUUACUCGAAUUUCAUUCGACCCAACAAGCCUAGGGUGCUUCUGGUAACUGGGUCGUCGCCGAAACCGUGUGAGAACCCCGUUGGUGAUCAUUACUUGUUGAAGUCUAUAAAGAACAAGAUUGAUUAUUGUCGGUUGCAUGGUAUUGAGGUGUUUUACAACAUGGCCCUCCUCGAUGCUGAAAUGGCAGGGUUCUGGGCCAAGCUUCCUUUGAUUCGGAAGCUUCUUUUGUCACACCCGGAGGUGGAAUUCUUGUGGUGGAUGGAUAGUGAUGCCAUGUUCACGGACAUGGCAUUUGAAGUGCCGUGGGAGAAGUAUAAAGACUAUAAUUUGGUGAUGCACGGUUGGAACGAGAUGGUCUAUGAGCAGAAGAAUUGGAUUGGGUUGAAUACUGGUAGCUUUUUGUUGAGGAACUGUCAGUGGUCGUUGGAUAUUCUUGAUGCCUGGGCGCCAAUGGGGCCAAAAGGGAAAGUUAGGGAUGAUGCUGGAAAAAUUCUCACCCGUGAACUCAAGGAUAGGCCGGUUUUUGAAGCCGAUGAUCAAUCAGCGAUGGUUUAUUUACUGGCAAAAGAGAGGGACAAGUGGGGUGAUAAGGUUUAUCUUGAGAAUGCUUAUUACUUGCAUGGUUACUGGGGUAUUUUGGUUGAUAGAUAUGAGGAGAUGAUUGAGAAUCACCAUCCUGGUCUUGGUGACCAUCGCUGGCCCUUGGUGACUCAUUUUGUUGGUUGCAAGCCUUGUGGGAAGUUUGGGGAUUACCCAGUUGCUCUAUGCUUGAAGCAGAUGGACAGAGCUUUCAAUUUUGGAGAUAACCAGGUACUGCAGAUUUAUGGGUUCACACACAAGUCAUUGGCUAGUAGGAGUGUUAAGAGAAUACGAAAUGAGACUAGCAACCCUCUUGAUGUCAACGAUGAACUUGGCUUGCUUCAUCCUGCAUUUAAAGCAGUCUGAAACAGGAAAGUAGGAUAUAUAAGGUAUAUUGUGAGAAACAGGAAAGCAGGCUAUAUAAUAUAUUUUUGGUUUAAUAUUAUUCUGUAAAGGUAAUAGGAAACAGGCUUUUUGCAAUUAUGCCAGGGUAACGCUGGGUACAGGGAUUUCCUCCACCCACACUCACUAGUCGGGUUUAACAAGGAUUUCCUCCACCCCACACUCAGUAGUCGGGUAUAACGGGAAGUGGUUUUUAUUGUUCUAUAGCUUCUCUCUCUUUCUCUCUGUAUAUAGCUUCUCAACUUAAAGUUUGUAAAUUAUUCCUU
This is a messenger RNA of Gastrolobium bilobum, 1877 nucleotides long. RefSeq names its product xyloglucan 6-xylosyltransferase 2-like. NCBI's taxonomy places the organism in Eukaryota, Viridiplantae, Streptophyta, Magnoliopsida, Fabales, Fabaceae. The transcript has a single exon. Gene Ontology annotation, cellular component: membrane; trans-Golgi network; endosome. Gene Ontology annotation, molecular function: hexosyltransferase activity; UDP-xylosyltransferase activity; xyloglucan 6-xylosyltransferase activity. Bases 181 to 1575 code for a protein of 464 amino acids. Gene Ontology annotation, biological process: xyloglucan biosynthetic process. The record is from RefSeq and is a predicted model, not a curated record.